Molecule: messenger RNA, 969 nt
Organism: Elephantulus edwardii (Cape elephant shrew)
Lineage: Eukaryota; Metazoa; Chordata; Mammalia; Macroscelidea; Macroscelididae
Gene: VEGFD
Product: c-fos induced growth factor (vascular endothelial growth factor D)
Exons: 6
Coding region: 1-969 (322 amino acids)
Biological process (GO): positive regulation of angiogenesis; positive regulation of endothelial cell proliferation; positive regulation of protein phosphorylation
Cellular component (GO): membrane
Molecular function (GO): vascular endothelial growth factor receptor 3 binding; growth factor activity; chemoattractant activity
Source: RefSeq, a predicted model, not a curated record
AUGUACCGACAGUGGGCACUGGUGAACGUUUUCAUAAUGUUUUGCCUGCACCUGAUAAAGGGCUCCAGUUAUGAAUACAAACCAACCAAGCAGGCGUAUCGGUCAACCUUAGAGCGAUCGGAGCAGCAGAUCAGGGCGGCCUCGAGCCUGGAGGAGCUGCUGCGCAUCACACACUCGGAGGACUGGAAGCUGUGGAGGUGUCGCCUGAAGCUCAGGGACCUCGCCAGCGUGGACUCCCGCUCGGCCUCGCAUCGCUCCACCAGGUUUGCCGCAACCUUCUACGACACUGAGACGCUGAAAGUCAUCGACGAGGAGUGGCAGAGAACCCAGUGCAGCCCAAGGGAGACGUGCGUGGAGGUGGCCCGCGAGCUGGGCCAGACCACCGACACCUUCUUCAAGCCGCCCUGCGUGAACGUGUUCCGGUGCGGGGGCUGCUGCAAUGAGGAGAGCCUGGUGUGCGUGAACACGAGCACCUCUUACGUCUCCAAGCAGCUCUUCGAGAUAACAGUGCCUCUGACUUCAGUGCCUGAAUUGGUACCUGUCAAAGUGGCCAACCACACAGGCUGUAAGUGCUUCUCCACGGCACCCUCCCGCCAUCAACACUCCGUCAUCCGCAGGUCCACCCAGCUCUCAGAAGAAGAUCGAUGUCCUCAUUCCAAGAAACUCUGUCCUGUCGACAUGUUGUGGGACAGCAAUAAAUGUAAAUGUGUUUUACGGGACGAGAAUCCCCUUGAGGGAACAGAAGACCACUCUCACCUCCAGGAACUGGCACUCUGUGGGCCACACAGGAAGUUUGACGAAGAACGUUGCGAAUGUGUCUGUAAAGCGCCGUGUCCCCAAGAUCUCAUCCAGCACCCAGAAAACUGCAGCUGCUUUGAGUGCAGAGAAAGUCUGGAGAGCUGCUGCCUGAAGCAGAAGAUCUUUCACCCAGACACCUGCCGGGGAAUCUCCUUUCCAAUUUCCCCUUGA